Molecule: messenger RNA, 1869 nt
Organism: Oncorhynchus keta (chum salmon)
Lineage: Eukaryota; Metazoa; Chordata; Actinopteri; Salmoniformes; Salmonidae
Exons: 2
Coding region: 1-1869 (622 amino acids)
Source: RefSeq, a predicted model, not a curated record
AUGGCUUGUGUGGCCUGUGUGGCUUGUGGACUGUGUGGCUUGUGGCCCGUGUGGCUUGUGGCCCAUGUGGCUUGUGUGGCCCGUGUGGCUUAUGUGGCCCGUGUGGCCCAUGUGACCUGUGUGGCCCGUGUGGCCACCAGAUGGCUGUGUGAUGGCUAUGUGGCUCGUAUACCACCAGAUGGCUAUGUGGCUCGUAUACCACCAGAUGUCUGUGUGACUCGUGUACCACCAGAUGGCUGUGUGGCUCGUAUACCACCAGAUGGCUGUGUGGCUCGUAUACCACCAGAUGGCUGUGUGACUCGUAUACCACCAGAUGGCUGUGUGGCUCGUAUACCACCAGAUGUCUGUGUGACUCGUGUACCACCAGAUGGCUGUGUGGCUCGUAUACCACCAGAUGGCUGUGUGGCUCGUAUACCACCAGAUGGCUGUGUGGCUCGUAUACCACCAGAUGGCUGUGUGGCUCGUAUACCACCAGAUGGCUGUGUGGCUCGUAUACCACCAGAUGGCUGUGUGGCUCGUAUACCACCAGAUGGCUGUGUGACUCGUAUACCACCAGAUGGCUGUGUGGCUCGUAUACCACCAGAUGUCUGUGUGACUCGUGUACCACCAGAUGGCUGUGUGGCUCGUAUACCACCAGAUGGCUGUGUGACUCGUGUACCACCAGAUGGCUGUGUGGCUCGUAUACCACCAGAUGUCUGUGUGACUCGUUUACCACCAGAUGGCUGUGUGACUCGUGUACCACCAGAUGGCUGUGUGGCUCGUAUACCACCAGAUGGCUGUGUGACUCGUGUACCAACUGAUGGCUGUGUGGCUCGUAUACCACCAGAUGGCUGUGUGACUCGUGUACCAACAGAUGGCUGUGUGGCUCGUAUACCACCAGAUGGCUGUGUGACUCGUGUACCACCAGAUGGCUGUGUGGCUCGUAUACCACCAGAUGGCUGUGUGACUCGUGUACCACCAGAUGGCUGUGUGGCUCGUAUACCACCAGAUGGCUGUGUGACUCGUGUACCAACAGAUGGCUGUGUGGCUCGUAUACCACCAGAUGGCUGUGUGACUCGUGUACCAACAGAUGGCUGUGUGGCUCGUAUACCACCAGAUGGCUGUGUGACUCGUGUACCACCAGAUGGCUGUGUGGCUCGUAUACCACCAGAUGGCUGUGUGACUCGUGUACCACCAGAUGGCUGUGUGGCUCGUAUACCACCAGAUGGCUGUGUGACUCGUGUCCCACCAGAUGGCUGUGUGACUCGUAUACCACCAGAUGUCUGUGUGACUCGUGUACCACCAGAUGGCUGUGUGGCUCGUAUACCACCAGAUGGCUGUGUGACUCGUGUACCACCAGAUGGCUGUGUGGCUCGUAUACCACCAGAUGGAUGUGUGACUCGUGUACCACCAGAUGGCUGUGUGGCUCGUAUACCACCAGAUGGAUGUGUGGCUCGUAUACCACCAGAUGGCUGUGUGGCUCGUAUACCACCAGAUGGCUGUGUGACUUGUGUACCAACAGAUGGCUGUGUGGCUCGUAUAUCACCAGAUGGCUGUGUGGCUCGUAUACCACCAGAUGGCUGUGUGGCUCGUAUACCACCAGAUGGCUGUGUGACUCGUGUACCACCAGAUGGCUGUGUGACUCGUGUACCACCAGAUGGCUGUGUGGCUCGUGUACCACCAGAUGGCUGUGUGGCUCGUGUACCAACAGAUGGCUGUGUGGCUCGUAUAUCACCAGAUGGCUGUGUGGCUCGUAUACCACCAGAUGGCUGUGUGGCUCGUAUACCACCAGAUGGCUGUGUGACUCGUGUACCACCAGAUGGCUGUGUGACUCGUGUACCAACAGAUGGCAUGUAUUGUUUUGACUCUACUUUUCUCUACAACAAUUAA